AUGAAUGUUGGGGUGGGGUGGUGUACAACUCUUGGAGGUGGCUUUGCUCCUUCUAUAGGCGUAAAUCUUAUUGUAACAUUUACUCUUGGAAUACCCUUCCGCUUUCUUGUUUUGAUCGGUAGGAGUAUUUCCGUUGUGUUCUUUCGGAAAAUUACAACAUUAACUUCACUCAUCUGUUCCGGCAUUCGCUUUCUUGAUACUAGUCACAUAAUUCUCAUUGCACAAUGUUUUCCUUUGCUUCAAGAACUCGACCUCAGUUUUCCUAAAAAAUGCAGCUACAACAUCCUCAAUGGGCUACUACAACCACUUGAACCACUUUCAUUGGCACUUUCCAAACUCCGAAAGGCUGGUCAUAGCUAUAUCAAUGAUCCAUCUCUCUUCCACUUGUUCAAGAACUGUGAAUUUCUUGAAGAGGCCAUCCUAUUUGGCUGUCAUCGACUAACCAACUCUGGUAUUGUCUCUGCUCUAGCUGAGAGACCAACACUGAGGUCUUUAUCCUUUACCAUUUAUUCUGAACCACGAGAUUGUUCAACUUUGUUUGCACUCCUUAAGAACACUCUUUCACUUACUGAAAUCCGAAUGGAAUACAGCCUCAACAUUAUUGUACAUAAUUCUAAUUCUUUUAUGGACAUUUUUGUAAGACCUCAAUUAGAGUCCCUUCGGCUGGCUCACAAUUCAUGGUUGAGUGAUGAAAGCAUCAAAGCAUUUGCUUCCGUUUUCCCCAAUUUGCAGCUACUUGUUCUGAGUUAUUGCACUAACAUAUCUGAACAAGGUAUUUUUCAUAUUUUAAGGAGAUGUUGUAAGAUUAAACAUUUGAAUUUAUCCGGCUGCUUAAGAGUUAAGCUACUUGGAAUGAACUUUGAAACUCCCAAACUAGAGGUGUUAAACUUGUCACGUACACAUGUUGAUGACGAGACACUCUUUGUGAUUUCAAAGAGUUGUCGUACGCUUUUGCAACUGUUGUUGGAACAUUGUAAUGAUGUCACGGAUAAGGGAGUGAAACACGUGCUAGAAAACUGCUCACAAUUGAGAGAGAUCAAUUUGAGAGGUUGUCUUAAAAUGCACAAAGAUGUUUUUCACUCAAUGGUAUUUUCAAGGCCAUCAUUGAGGAAGGUAAUUGUUCCGACUCGGUCUCUUUUCAGCAACAAAGAGUUGAAACUCUUGUCGCGUCAAGGAUGUCUUUUCUGCAAGUAA
Vicia villosa (hairy vetch) is the source of this 1194-nucleotide messenger RNA. RefSeq lists its product as uncharacterized. Gene Ontology annotation, cellular component: SCF ubiquitin ligase complex. The record is from RefSeq and is a predicted model, not a curated record. Gene Ontology annotation, biological process: SCF-dependent proteasomal ubiquitin-dependent protein catabolic process. Lineage: Eukaryota; Viridiplantae; Streptophyta; Magnoliopsida; Fabales; Fabaceae. The coding region runs from base 1 to 1194 and encodes 397 amino acids. The transcript is spliced from 2 exons.